GCGCGCGUCCCGGCCGGGUGUCUUGACGUUCGAGCGCUCUUGCUAACAACAAACAAAAAGUCGCCACAGCCGUCACACGCGCAUUGCUCGCGUGCACCGCCGUCUCCUAAGCUAACACGCAGAUUACACUAACGCUUUUACCAUUAAUACUAUUCUUCACCGCGUUUUUCGCAGUUUUCAUUUGCUAAUUAUUUGAGUUUAAUGUAAACGAAAAAAAUUAAUAUUUGAACGGAAUCAUUGAUUUGCAACAUAAAAUAACAUUGCGCGUGGUAUUAUUAAAAAAAGGAAAUUCUAAAAACAACGUUCAUUUCGAAUGCUUGACGCUCGUUUCUGUAGUCGCCCCUUGACCCGAGUCGAGUUUAUGUUCUUCAACGCAGCGCCUAAUUUAAUUAGAUCAUUUUGAUGUUGUACUUCUAAGACUCGAAUGCAAUUAUAUUCCAACUACUAUAAAGUGACACAAAGUGUAAAGCAAUACUAACGUGCAUCUUAAUCAAAAACCUAAAAUAAUUGCGUAUAAAUCUGUGAUAAACCGAUAAAAUCGUUAUCUUUAAAAUCACUUUCAAUAUUAAGUUUGGUUUUGUUUUGCGUUACGUAUAUUAUGUUAACUGUAAAUGAAAACUAAACAUAAUAAAUAUAUAGUAUAAACAAAACAACAUCUAAAAGAUCAUCAAAUAAUGAAGAAGCAAGUGGUGUACGUGGUGAUCAUCAUGGUGGCGGUACUGACACUCCAGUGCGCCGGUAUGUCGUUGCGCGGUUCAGAUCCGGCGCCGGGGCGAUCCCCAGGCCCACCGAUCACCACCUUCGCGUCGUCGACACCUUCAACGAUGGUCGACCCACCUCCAACGUCUACAUUGUUGCCUGUGUCUCCAAUGGCGGACAGCUUACGAUCGUCUAGCAAGGAACAAAAAAAUUGUGAUAUAUUUCGAUAUGCAAGCGCGACGAACGAAAACGAAUCCGACGCCUACAACGUAACGCUCGCCCAUGAACUUUUCGACGUUGGUAUUUUAACACCGAAAGUCAUCUAUCAAGUCGUUAUUACACGAUCAACACUUACUUCUCAAGCGAUAAGCGAUGUUAUGGUAACGUCGAUAACGCAAAGUGGAGAACCUAUUGGCUCAUUUUAUACCACCGAUGGUAGCGAAGAAUCAUCGAGUAAAUGUGCAUCGCAUCAAUACAAAAGCCAAUUUAGAGUUGGCGAUGAAGAAAUCGUGGUUAACUGGACGAUUCCAAAGCCUAUACACAUACAUAAUCCGCAAACAAAUAUUAGUUUUGUGCUGAAAUACAGAGAUUCGAAUGCUGCAAGUGAUUCCAAUGUUCGAGUUGUUACGCUACACGUGGCGGUCAUACAAGCAUGUCAAUUGUGGUUAAAAGCAACGGAGCGUACGGUGGCGUGGCGCGACGUACCAGCAGGCAACGAUUGUGAAGUGGUCUUCCCGGGCGGUCACUCUACAGGCCAUGGCAUCGUCAUCGAGAUGAUCAAAUUGAAUACUCCGUGUGCUAAGGGGUAUCUCCACUUUGCUGGCACGAACAACACACAGAAAUUGUCCUCACCCAGUUACCGCAGUCAUCGUCAGGCGCGUUUGUGCGGUAAACUGGAAGAGCUCCCCGAAGCAGAUCGACACAUCUACUUUCCAUCGGCACACAGCUCACCUCUAAUGUAUAUUCACGGAUCACCCAUAUUCGUUCUCUCAUAUCAUCUCGUCGAUUAUUGUUACAAUGUGACAUUUACAACGCGCAAUGGUACAUUUGAGUUGCGUCCCACUGCGAGUGGUGAACUUGAGUGUACCUUUAAGAUCAACUUACCAUACGGCAAUCGAGUAGCCUUAACGCUUCAAUUUGGUGGGGAUGUGACGACUGUGACCACAGAUCGUCCAUUAUGGAAAAAUAAUUCGAGUGGAUGUACAGGAUUAUUGGUGCGUUUACAAGAUGGUCCAUCGUUAUGGUCACAUUGUAAUCGUCCUGGCGACGCUCAGAAAACUGUGGAGGUGGUAUCCAGGGCCAAUAAGGUUACGCUCAAGGUGACAGUUCACAAGGGUGCUGGCAGUCAAUCGCUCGGAAUGAGUUUAGGGUAUCGCGCCCAACCGAUCGAGGAAAUGGUUGGGGCAUGUGGGUUUGGCUGGGUUGCGCUACGGCAAUUUUGCGUGUCUGCUAUGGAGGGCGCACGAUUGCCAUGGGCGCAGGCCGAAAUGGAAUGUGCCCGCAAAGGGGGCCAUUUAGUCAGCAUACGCAACGAGCACGCACAAGCACUAAUCGACAAUUUGUUGUUAAACAGUCCCGGUUACAAGGAAAAUAACGCAUAUUGGAUAGGUGCGUCGGACCGAAGCCAUGAAGGAGACUUUCAUUGGUCUGAUGGAUUACCAUUUUCUUUUACAAAUUGGUUUCCCGGGUGGUCUGAACAUUCCGAUUACAAUCGACAGCCCAACGAUGAUGGUCUCAGCGAGCAGGACUGCGUAGAGGUUCGGCGGGUAUAUGCGUUGCCAUCGUCUUCAGGUAGUCUUGCCGCUGGCUACAUGUGGAACGAUCGCGAUUGCUCCACGCCAAAUUACUUUAUAUGCGAACGCCUACAGAACGACGAACCGCUAGAGGAAAUCUGGGCGCCGGAUUGCAAUCGCACUGUGGUCCUCUCCAGGCAGCAACCACGGGCCGCCGUCUCGAGUCCGGGUUUCCCCCGCCAAUAUCCAGACAACGCUGACUGCGACACCGAGAUUAUCGCACCGCCCGGCUACCGACUUGUGCUGGAUUUUGAGGAGCUUGUUAUCGAAAAUGAACCAUCCUGCAGCUAUGACUAUUUAGAAAUAAUGGAGAUCAUGCAAAAUCACGCAAAUAGCAAUGGCAGUAGCAACCACAGUGUCGGGGUUGCCAUCGCCACCGUUGGUGAAAGUGAUCAUAAAGUCGGCGAGACGUCGUCCCGACGCCUCUGCGGCGACUGGAGCGCCAAGCUAAAGUUGUUGCGACACGUGAGUCGUGGGUCGCGCCUCAAGCUUAGAUUCAGCUCGGAUUACUCUCAUCAUUAUGGUGGGUUCAAAGCGCGUGUCUCAAUGGAGAGCGCGAUGCGUCUCUCGCAACGUGCAGCGCUGCAAUGUUCUGAUGAUCGCUGGCAGGUCUUCAAUCACUCGUGCUACUUAUUCGUGCCAUUUCCGGAGGUAAACUGGCCCACGGCACAACAGAUUUGUCGAGGAAAAAAUAUUCGCGCACAACUCGCCUCAGUCCUCUCACCGGAAGAAGAGCGUUUCAUUACAACCAAUAUUCGCAAGAUGUCAGAAUAUCGCACAAGCGGUCGGUACUGGCUGGGUGCAAAUGCUAUCGAAAACGACGGCACCUACAGCUGGAGUGACGGCAGCCGCAUGAACUACAUGGGCUGGCUGCCCGGAGAAAAUCGACAUGAAGCAGACGCCCGCUGCUUAAGUAUGCAAUGGACACUCUCGCCCACCCCGAUGCUGCCCAGUGGUUUAUAUUGGAAAGGUCAGAAAUGCGACCAAGUUGGUGGCUACGUUUGUAAGCGAGCUACCCUGAUUUCCGGCCAAGGCAUCAAUUUUAACAAAACAGUUAAUGGCUCCGAGGGCAAAUUGGUCACCCCAAAUUAUCCUGGUAACUAUCACAACAACCUAGAUUUUACAGUACGAAUUGUUGGACCAGAACGAACGAGGAUUGUGAUACACUUCGAAAAAUUGGACCUGGAAUCACAAAUUGAAUGUCUUUACGAUUACGUCGAACUGAAAAGUUUGAACAGGAAUGGCAAACAUCAAACCGGCCAAAAUGAAGCUGCGGUUAAAUGGUGUGGGAAUCACGAAACUGACAUGAAUCGCUUUACUUUUGUGUCCGAUGGAAACGAAGUCCAACUACGAUUUCACUCUGAUUAUUCGAUCACAUAUGGGGGUUUUGCACUUAGUUGGCAUUCAGUGGAUAUUUCCAGUUGCCCGGUGCGCACUUUGACAGCUAAAGAGGGCGUUGUAGAGUCACCAAACUAUCCUAAUUUUUUGUUAGCCCGCUUGAAUUGCACGUAUACUAUUACUGCGCCACCGGGUCGACGAGUUUGGCUCAACUUUGAAGACGUCGAUGUAGACUCGCCGGAUUAUGAUGAUGAAACACGAUUGUAUUUAAAUCUGGGCGAACAUGUUCAAACGUUUAGACCAUUUCAAACCGACGAGCUUGUCACUGACGGUAGCUUUGUAUCAAACGGCAAUUCGCUUAAAAUUCGCCUGGUAACCAAAAAUCACCCAAAUGGCAAAGGUUUUCGUGCAACAUACAAAACUUUAACUGUCAUUGAAGUGGAGAAAGUCAUCCAACUUAGCAAUGUUACUGCUGGAAUUCUGCUGAACUUGAAUUAUCCUGACAACGCCCCACAUAAUGCUGAUGUAACGGAGCACUUUAUUGCACCAUUUGGAUACCAAAUAUCUUUAGAAUUGUUCCAUUUGAAGCUGAGUGAAAAUAAUUGCAAUAAUCGUGGAAUGAUCGAAGUGCAUGACAAUUAUGCUGACGUUAACGGAACAUCAUGGUACUUAUGUUAUGAUGAAGAUCAAAAUGAUGAAGAAGAUGCCAUUAUUCCAAAAGCGCCUAUCGCAUUGACGUCUUUCUUAAAUACUCUGCAUUUACGACAAAAACAUGGCAUGCUAGGAAUUCCAUUGAAUGGAACCCUACGUGUUCAUCCAGAUUUAACGCACAUGGAAAAAAUCAUAAAGCACAAUUCUGAGUAUGUCGAAAGCUGCCGACCAAACCCCUGUAUGCACGAUGGAAAGUGCGUACACAACGGAACACAAAAAAUUUGUCAGUGCCUUAAACACUUUACAGGAAUAUUUUGUGCGUUAACACAUUGUGAUCUGGAACCAUGUGUUUUCGGUAAGUGCGAACUAACCGAGACGAGCUUCAAAUGUCAUUGCAAAAAUGGCUACGUGGGGCCAACAUGUGAACAAAAGAAGAAGCCAUGUGAAGGUAAUCCUUGCGAAGGUCGCGGUAUAUGCUUGGAGAAAGGCGAAAACUUCCGAUGCAGGUGUCAUGCUUGGUGGGAAGGCACACGAUGCGAGCGUCGAAUGCUGCACAUUCCAUACAAACCUCUAAGUGAGCGAAUGCUACGUGAACCUUUCUGGUUGGGUCUCAUGACGGUAUUUGUGGUGAUGGGAGUCAUCGGCUUGGUGUGGUGCGCAAAACGACACUUUCCAGAGAAGAUCGAAAAACUCCUCGCCGAGGAGGAAGAUCGAAAUCGUGGAGGAGUUUCGAGUCUUCGCACAGCUUCAGUACGUGAGCAGUUAGCUGCUUCUGGCGCCGCUGCGGUUACCGUAACGCCGAGUCCAGGUCCGGGAGCUCCCCGCUCGCUGUUCGGCCGCCUGGGUAUCCGCAAGCCAUCCAUCCUAAGCCUGACCAGUCCACAUGCCAGCGGCUAUUCGCCAGCCACCGCCCGAACCUUUAGUUUGGACGAUUUGCUCAAACCUCCUAUUAGACGUACACCCUCGCCAAAGAAAAAGCGAAACAAUUCCACUCCAACCAAAAAAAACGCUGCAGAGAAGAAGCAAAUACUCCAACAAUUAAUAUCGCCCGGUGGAAAACAGCACGCAGGCAAGGUGACGCUUGGGGAAUUGAUGCAAAUGACGGAACACAGUGGUGGCUCCUGCGGAAUAGGCGAAGUAAAUGGUGGGCGAAGUGCCAAUCGCAACCGCCUUCAUCCAAACGCUGCGGUGAGCAGCGAUGACGAACAACAGACGUUUGUUACAAAAGAAACUAAGUUCGGUUCCCCUUCUAACCCCGCAUCUACAGCACAAAUGACUCUAACCGAUCCAAAGUUGGAAAAGAAAGUAACGUUUGCCCGACUGCUCAGCAAGGUAUCUGCAGAGAUGAACAGCGGUGGCAGCUCGGACUUAGAACUAGGUAUUAUACAAUCGAAUAGAUUAAGUUGCGCGAUUGCACGGCCGAACAGCACGCCACCGUCGCCGUGCGCAUAUACGCGCUCACCGAACAGCACGUCAAGCAAUCAAGGCAGCGACUCCUUCACAAGUAGCGACCUAGCACUACCGUCCGCUCUAAGUUGUAGCAUUUCAGAUCUAGCCAUGUCCAGUCAGGCAAACAGGCCUCGUCUUCAACAGCGACAAAAACCAUCCAGCGCCGACUCGAUUUUGGCGAUGUUCCGAAACUUUUCUUCCAGUUCCGCGGGCGUCAAUUUACCAAUCUCGUUGAUGGUAUCGCCAUCCACUACACCGACGGCGUCUUCCCCGCAGGAUGACGUCGCCGGUGACGAUGAUUCAUCCACCUCAUCUGUGUACACGCCUAUGAGCAUAUCUUUAGCUACACCCGACAGUCCUGCCUCCGUUCAUCAGCCGCCGACCACUAUUGAAUUGUGCGUAAUAGACGCGAUGAGUGCGCAUAAAUCAUCUACAAGCGGUAGCAACUUUUUGCAUCCGCCCACCAUUCUGCUAGAAUUACCAAGCACAAUCAAUAAGUGCCUUUCACCAAUUCGAGAGUUACCGACACCGUUGCCGUCACCGAUGCCGUCCCCGGCAGUUACGCCUAUGAUGAGGCGGAGCAUACGCGUCCAAGAGGAGUAUCCGUUAAGCGACGAAGAAAAUGAAAUUGCGGAAAUUCCAAUUGAUCCACAGGCCGAAGACGGACUGAUUUUUGAGGAAGCAGCUGUCAUGCAUCAAAAUGCUGCUUCUUGUGGCAAUCGGCCAAAGCAGAAGAAUCGACCACCUCUUUUGGGUCAAGCGCACUUGCUAAUACCCAGCAUCAACGUGACAGCAAACUCGUCUCCAGAAACCUCACCUACAAAACCAUUAAUCAUUCCAAUGCUAACCAUCGAAACGCCUUCACCAACUCUCCACAACGCACCGAGGUUUAUUUUACCCGGUUCGCCUCCACCUAGAUUAGGGGUAAAUUCUUUUCAAUUUCCCACGUUAGAAAAAUCCAGUAAUACAACGACAAUGCGUAAAACGUUAAAAGACUUUGAUAAACCAACUUCUCUAGAUCUUCCUUUCGUACCUCCCAUGAUUACUAUAACUUGCAACAUGAGUGAAGCGGAGUCAGACGCCGAGUCAAUAUCACCGAAUAUGAAAAACACGGCGUCUUCCAGUGGUAUGAGUUAUUUAAGUCCGUUUUCCAUGGUUUCAAGGGGGGAGCACACUACUUCAGAGUCCAAUUUAAGCUCUUCAGGAUACUCAUCUAUGGCCAGCCCUGGUCCGUCUCGAUGCGGUUCCAGUAAUCCGCUCUGCCCGUCCGAAAUGGAAGACCCCGGUCCACUAGGGCCAGGUUCACAUCCUCCCUUAGGUCGCCGUCAUUCGCCGCUUUUAAGAACGCCCAAUAUCUCAAAAUCAAGCAAUAUCCAACCUGAACAACGCGGUCGUUCCGAUUCCGAGACGCUCUCCGACGAUAUACUUGUUGAAAGCAAUGAUGAAGGUAUUGGAACAGACCAUCUUGAUGAAAAAAUUGAAGACGGUGAAUUAAAAAGUGCUAAAGAAUUAGAAGUGUUUAUAACCGGAGAACCAGCUAUGAAUUUUUUGCAACCGCCAUCAAUAGUGGUGCAUGCGGAUGCAACAAACAUGGAUAAACUUCUCAGUCCAGUUAGUAGUCGUAGUGAAAGUCCUCUGAGCGAUCGGUCAGGAGUUGGCCGUUUUUCUUCACAGUUCUACGGCAGAAAUAAAGAAUUUCUACCUUUCACUGAUUCCGACGGAUUGUAUGACUUUUCAAGUUCGGACAAAGUCAACACAACAGGUAUUCAAUCACAUCGAAAAACUGGUAGAAAACGUGACAAAAAGCUCAUUCGUCAAAAAUCUCCAAGUCCAACCAAAUCGCCAACCUGCUAUCAUCUAGAGUUGCCUUUUAAGACUCCACGAAAACCGAGCCCGAAACGCCGUAUGAGUCGAAACACUGUGGUUAGCUCGUCUUCCAGUUCUGACAGCGUAGCCUCCACGCGGGACAUCACGAAAUCAUCGUCAAGUCCUAGCCCAGACACAAUUCGUUGCUGGGCUGCAAAUCUAGAGUGGCCAGAUCCUAUUCGCCGCGCCUCCGAGGCUUCGGCAGAAGAAACCGCCGAUGAGACAAACAACAGCAUGCAGUCCAAACACGACGCACCGGCGGUACAGAAAACCAGCAAGAUAAGUCGUCUGCGCGCGAUCAGCCAUCAAAUUAGAUUUUUGAGGCGCCUUGAGCUGAGUCUAAAACGACGUGAACGCACAAUUAGCCCGUCGGAGAGUUUGGACAGUGGUGAUGCUGAAGAUUCGCCUCGCGCAACGUCACCAUUGUUGCAUUCCCUGCAAGCACGGAAACCGGAAAUGUGCAAGAGCCAAAGUGUUGGUAAAAUGUCGAGCAGCACCACAACACCUUUACUUGUGGCAAGUAAAAAUCGUCGAGGCAAAAUCAAGCGCGGCGAGACGCUGCUCUUGCCUGAUAACGAAACGUCCUGGAAGCGAGUUGUUAUCACUGGAAGCGGUGGUCACUCAGAUUAAUUAUCGGCCCAUAACAAAACAAAUUGUUGUGGAAAUGCGUUUUUCCUAAGCAUAUACGAGUACACAUAUGAUUGCAUUGGAAAAUAUUGAUACACAACAGGACCCAUGAGUUAUUAUUUUCAAAAGUCGAAAUAUUUUAUUGGAUAUUGGUUAGAAAUUAAUAUAUAUAUAGUGGAUAGACCAACAAAUAUGAACAGUACUUAUUAAAUUACCUGCAAUACUCUAGAUUGAAGUUGAUAUUACGGUUCUUCAGAUGAAAGCCUAAAGGAGUAUCCGAUAUUUCAUGCUUUAUACUUCAUACCAUCAUUUCACCUAUGUUAUACUUUAUAUUCAAACGCUCAAAUCUUACUUUAAUUGUAUAGAUCACAUCACCACUUAUACUGUCUGAAGGAACUAAGCACACAUCGAGACAUCACGACCAUGAUCCAAAGGAACAUAUUAUUCUAUUCAAGUUCACCUAUAAAAUCAUUUUCUUCAUUUAAUUUAUAUUUGGAUAAAAUGCUACCAUGUGUUCGGUUCGAUUUAAAACUUUGCCAUUUACGUAUUCUUCCAUGAUCUAAUGAGACUUUCAUUAAAACGCAAGCAAUGCACGUGUUUGUAAAUAAAUCUCAUUAACUCGAUUCAAAAUGGCUAACAACUAGUGCACUUAUUAAGUAUUUUGUACGUUUUCGUCCAAAAUAAGAACGAUGAAAACAAGAAAAUAUAAAUUGCUGUAGAAUUUAAGAAUAUGGAACAUCAGAAAAAGGCUUUGUAUAUGAGACUGAUUUUCUACUGCUCGAACAAACAUUUUAGCUGUUUCCUUAAUAAAUAUACUAUUAACGAAGCAAAGUGGACGAAUUGAAAUGAAGAAUUUUGUCAAGUUAAGUAAUUAACAUGGUAGAUGGUAAAUAUUUGAUUAUUGGUGAUUUCAAAUAUAUAUAUAUAUAUAUAUAAUAUAAUGUUAAAGAAUACACAUUGUACCGUUUAUGAUUAUUGUUAAUACGUGAUCUUGUUAAAAGAAAGGUACGAUUUGUAUAUAAAAUACGAAAUACGUUGCAUUUAAUUCAUUUUAAGUUGAUUGCACUUUGAAUGUUGAUAAGUACGUAAGAAAACAAUGUUAAACUAUCAUAUUAUAUUGAUAUAGAUAAGUCUGUAUUUUAUUACAACUCAUUGCGAUUUAAUCGCAUUUGUGUGUGAAUUGUAUGCAACGAGCAUUUUUUUAGUGUGUUUUUAACCACAAGCUGCAAUUGAUGGGUACUGAGAAUCUAACUCACAUACUAUACAAUUCAUUAUCGCACUAUAAUUAUUUCAUGUUAAACUGUGAUAUUAUUUCACUUACAUUCGUCGCGAUGCAUGUUCACAUACUUUAUUGCACAUCAAGUUUGUUCGGAACAUUUUAUCAUGCAAUAAAGUGUUAACACUUUCACGAACUUCACUUCUAAUAGCAAUACUUGGCGGGAACAAAAACGAAACCAAUAAAAUAAGGAGAACCAAUCUUAAUUGCAAAUAAAGCGCUGUUGUUUUUAACGACAAAAUGAAUUAAAAAGAGAUCGAGAGAUCGAGUUGGUAAUAAACUUAAGCAAAUAGACAUUUAAAAUACAUUAAAAAAACAUUAAUACACUGUUGUCUUAUUCAAGUGAGUUGAAACUUUGGUAGCUAUCAAGUUGAACACAAUCUAAAUAAAUACAACUGGCAUACAAAAACGAGCAAUUAUUAUAGAUUAUAUACAUACUAUGAACAAUGUAAUUAUACCUGUAAUCAAUUAUUUAAAACUGAAACUUAAAAGCAAAUUCAAGUAUAGGCACGUAAACAUUCCCUACACUCUUGUAGAUGUUGUAGAUCUGACUUAUACGCAAAAUAUAGAAUUAAUUGACAGCAUUUGAUUUACUUUUAUCUUAGGAAAAAACAUGAUAUUGAAGAAUAAUGAUUGUUAUUUCGAAUGUUAUAAUUGUACGUGAAUAUAACACGACAACGCAUAAAAUUUAUUAUGACGGAAAUGAAAUUCUGAAUAAAAAUUUAGAUAUUAUUUUCUUCAAGAAUAAAAUAAAUAAAUCAAGAA
Molecule: messenger RNA, 10464 nt
Organism: Dalotia coriaria
Lineage: Eukaryota; Metazoa; Arthropoda; Insecta; Coleoptera; Staphylinidae
Exons: 16
Coding region: 675-8426 (2583 amino acids)
Molecular function (GO): serine-type endopeptidase activity
Source: RefSeq, a predicted model, not a curated record